UCCAUGUUAUAUUAGUUCUAUGGUUUAAAUAUUACUUACUUUCUAACCUAAAUUCUUCCUUUAUCGUAUCAGGUUUUUAAUUUAAUAAAUUUUACAAAGCAAAAUGCAAUCUUACAAACGUCCGUUUGAAGAGAAAACAAAUUAUUCAUUUAUUGAUGAUAUUGAAGUUCUCAAAAAGGAAGGGGAGAGUUUUGAAAAAUGUGAGGUUAAGACCGAAGAUUUUGAUGUUGACGAAGAAUUUAUUGAUGAAAGCCAAGUUCAUAACAGAGAAGCUUUCAUAACUAAAAUUGAGAGUAAUGCUGUUUCUUUUGGCUCAAAUGAACAUAAUGUGCCUUGUGCCAUUAAAACAGAAGAAAAUAUUGAAGAUGAAAAUAUUUGCCAAACCCCUGCAAACCAAGUUAUUGAUUGUAAAAUCCUCAAUUCACAUCAGCAAGAUUGUCAGUUUUGUGAUUUUUCUUCUCAAAAUAAAUAUGAACUCAAGCAUCACAUAGAUACGGUUCAUUUGAAUGUAAAGCCCCAUAAGUGUCACCUAUGUGAUUAUGCUGCAAAGAAUAGAUGGCAACUAAGGCAUCAUAUAGAAACUCAUUUGAAUACAAGGUCACAUAAAUGUCACAUAUGUGAUUUUGCAACGAAUCAUAAAGAGCGUCUCAUAUCACAUAUAGAUAGUAAGCAUUUAAAGAUAAAACAUCAAUGCAAGAUAUGCGGUUUUGUAACCCAUUUGAAGCAUAAACUCAAAGUGCAUGUAGAUUCCGUUCAUGUGAACGCAAAACCACAUAAAUGUCACUUAUGUGCUUUUGCAACGAUUCAUAAAUCGGGUCUCAAAAUACAUAUCGAACAUAAACAUAAAAAAUGCGAUUUCGAAAUUAAUUCCGAUAAACCAUAUAAAUGUCACUUAUGUGAUUUUGCAACGAUUCAUAAAUCGGCUCUCAAAAUACAUAUAGAAAGUCAACAUUUGAAUAUAAAACAUCAAUGCCAUAUAUGCGAUUUCGAAACCAAUUUAAAAAAGAAUCUGAAAAACCAUAUAAAUUUAGUUCAUUUGAAUAUAAAGCGACAUAAGUGCGAAAUAUGUGAUUAUGCUUCAAAUGUGAGAGCUAGAUUGAAAGCGCAUAUAAAUUCUGUUCAUUCUGUUUCAAAUUAACAUAACGCUAAUUUGUAUACAUUUUUCCAUCUAGAUGUGAAAUUUUUGUAGAGGAUCAGAAAGAUUACUUGAAAUUAAAAAGAUAUUUUUGUAAUAUUUAUAUGUAUAUUAAUAACGAAUUCGAAUGCACCAGUUCGAAUUAAUUCGAGCUAAUUAUGUCAUUUAGCACUACAAAAAUUCAAAUUAAUUCGCACUGGUGCAGCCAGUCGCAUACGCUAUUAAUUUGAUGACAUUUAAAAUUUGUCAGGUUUUUUUUUGAAAACCUAUGUGAAUUUGUGAAAGAAUAUUUAGUAAUAAAUGAUUCUUGUCUCAGUUA
Messenger RNA from Harmonia axyridis, 1454 nucleotides. RefSeq names its product RE1-silencing transcription factor B-like. Gene Ontology annotation, biological process: regulation of gene expression. Lineage: Eukaryota; Metazoa; Arthropoda; Insecta; Coleoptera; Coccinellidae. Bases 104 to 1138 code for a protein of 344 amino acids. Gene Ontology annotation, cellular component: nucleus. The record is from RefSeq and is a predicted model, not a curated record. The transcript has 2 exons.